UGGACUGGUGGUAUUGGUGAGAGGACUACUAGCGCACUCUAAAAACAGUCCAAGUCGAACUGAAGAUAGCCGACGUGCUGGUACAACUGGUCCGAAUGGUGUUCAUGUCGGUGGAUUGUUUAAAAAGAAGGACCACGUUGUUGUGUCCCCAAGUGGUUUAUUGUAGUGCUGAUAGUAAUCCGUGAUCUAAAUAAAUAGUAACGUGCCAUAUGUAUAAUAAUGUCCGAAAGUGUAAAACGUGUGCCGACACAGAGCCUGGAAUUACCGGGUUCUUUGGGUAACGCUAAUAAGAAAGAGAAAAAAAGAGAAAAGGGCAAACAGCUCGCGCCCUCCUUCCGCUUAGAGCUCUCUCUGGAUGACAAGAACGAGACGGCAUACGCCGAGUUUAACUACACUCAUCUCCUUAAAACAGCUGAGAAAAAGAGAAGCAAGGAAAACAAAAAUACCAAUGGGCAGGAUCCAUUUGAUGAUGAUGAUGAUGAUGAUGAGGAGAAGAUGACCGAGAUUGCUAAAAAAUUUGAAGCUAAAUAUGGUACGACGAAUUCGUUGAAAAAUAAAAAGAAAAAGUAUUAUGAUGAUGUAGAUCUUGGAGCUGGUUAUGAUGAAAAUGAUUCUUUUAUCGAUAAUACAGACGCUUACGAUGAAGUUGUUCCUCUUGGAGUUACAACAGCGCAUGGAGGUUUUUAUAUCAACAGUGGACCACUAGAAUUUGAUGUCAAAGAAGGAGAGAUUUCUCUGUCACGUACUCUGAAUAAUCUUAACAACGAUGAUUCAAGCAGCAGUGAGAGUAGUGAUGAUGAUGAAGACAGUAAUAGUCCGGUGCCUAAAAGAAGAGACAGCCGAUUACUCAGUUCAUCUGAUGAAGAUGAUGAAGAAAUCGUUGAACCAGCUCCUAAAAAAUCAAAAUUAGAUGAGAAUGGAGAGAAAAAAGUUAAUUAUGAUAAUAUGAUUAAGAAAAAAAAGAAACUUUUAACAGAACAACAGCAACAACCACAACCACAACAGCAAUCUGUAGAUAGUUCAAAUAAACAAAAAAAUGCUGAUGAUAAACGUGAUCAUAUGGAAGUUGAUAUUGCGUCAGACAAUAAUCAAGAUCAGAGAAAAAAAUUAUCCUGUGAUGUUAUUAAGCCAAAAGAUGCUGCGAAAAAAUUUGUUAAAAAACCAAUGGCUAAUGGUUUAGAUGAUAGUAAAAAAUUAGAUAAUGGAAAAAAAUUGUCGGUUAAGGAUAGUAAUAUUGAUGACGCUAUUGAUAGUGUUGUUAAUGAUCGUAAGGUUGAUGAUGAUGACAGUAGAGACACCGAAGACUCCAAUAAGUCACGUUGUGGUGUUGCUGGUACGUCAUCCGAGUGUGAGGAUGGAGAUAAAAUCGAUAAUCGUGUGCCUGAUAAUUUACCCGAGGAAAUUAAAGAUAUUAUUAAUAAAUUAAAAAAGCAUGUGGAGAGUAAUAAGGAUGGAAAAAUGAAAUUUUUUGAUUCUUAUGCCAACGCUGCGAUACUCAGUUUGGAUACAAAAUUAAGGCAAUUGGAUUCGCCAGCAGUUAAGAAUCAGGUUUAUGCCCAUCUCGCGCCUUUUAUGUCGUGCAGUAAAAUAACUUUAACUAAUCGAAUUAAAAAAUUAAGUCUUGCGGAAGCUGAAAAUAAAGUACGAGAACCAACAGAAAGGUUGAAGGGGAUAAUUGAACAAAUGAUGCCAUCAGCUGUCCAGAAGUAUGAAGAAGAAUGUCGUAGGGUGGCUGAAGACAAGAGUUUAGAAGCUUCAUUAUCUGAUGAAGACAGCAGCGAUGGUAAUGAAAAAUCACCCAAGAAGCCAAAUUUCCCUCGCAAACGAUUCCCAUGGAACACUGAAGCCAAGAAAGCAGUUUGCGACAUCGCAACAGCAUGGCAGCAAUAUUACAAAGUCCGAAGACCAAGAAAAGAAAAUAUGGAAUCAUUCGUUUCGGCUUUCAUGGAAAGUAAAAUUUUACCGCUUUGGCCUAAAGGCUGGAUAACGUUAGAAACUUUGUUAAAGUACUCCAAUCCAGAUACAACUGGCAAAAGAAAACCGAAAAAAUCAAAGGAUAAUGUACAAGCAAAUAAUAUUCAGUUAAUUACAAAUAAUUGUUCACCGAGAUUGGAAAAUCCAACAAAUACCAGCAAUUUAAUUCAACAAGAACGUUCUAAGACACCAACAAAUUUAAAAAGUUCUUCUUUAGAAAACAUAAAUUAUACGUCACCAAGUCAAAGUGUUAAAUCAUCAGAAGUUACGACAGCAACUGCAGUAGCAGCUGGAUCAACUGAAAGAAAACAAAGUAAUAAUAGCAGUAAACAUAAAGAUAAAAUACGAGAAAGUUCGACGUCGUCUAGUCAGCAUGAUAACAGUGGAACAGCACCAAUAGCUAAAAUAUCAGUAGUACCCACAUCUCAAUUGAUGGCGCAAAAACCUGCUAAAGCUCAUUCAGAUAAAUUUAAUCCGCUUAAUUUAACUAGUAGUACUGUGUCAAUAACACCUGUCAAUGAUUAUCAGAAAGCAAAUAAGUUAGAUGACAAUAAAAAAGAUGUUGUUUCAAUUACACCAUUUUCAGAUGCUGCUGCACAUGCACCAGAUUUAUCACUUGGAAGAUUAUCUAUUGCUGGAUCUUUUGCAAUGACUAAUAUUCCUGGAUCCAAAUCUUUGACACUUAAACACCGGAUACUUCAUGAUAACGUUGAUAAGAGGAUAGAUGAUCGUGAUAUUAUUGAUUCUGUUGGUAGUGAUACGAAAGAUAAAAAACGUGACCGUUGGGUUGAAGAAAGAUACAAAUCGAGUGACAUUAAAAAACGACGUAAAGAUAUUAAAGCUGUAGAACUUAAUCAACAAUCUUGUUCGAUUAGUAAACAUGAAGUCUCGAGUAUUCUUCAACCUAAAUCAGGACUGUCUCAAGAAGAGAUUGACAGGCAGAUUGAAGAAACAGAAGCUGCUACGAAUUAUCUCAGCCAGAUUAUAAAUGACGAAUCUCGGAGAUCAACAAAUGAGACUAAACGUAAAGAAUCUAGUUUGAUUGAUGACAGCAUGGAAUUUGCCAGCACAUUUCCACCUAGUGAACAGGAUAAAGAUGUACAAAUGGUGAUGCGAUCGUUAAAAGAACUCCAAGAACUUCAAGAGAACAAAUAUUCCCCAAGUAAUUCCCCGUUACAAAAAUCUAAAUCUUCUCAUCAGUAUGUCGGUUUUUCUGAUGAUUACCAUCGACAUUAUCACAAUAAAAAGGAUGAUAAAUUGAACAAAAUACCAAAAGAUGAACCACAGUCAUUUUUUUUGUCACGUGAUUAAUAUUAAUUUAUAUUUUAAUAUUAAUUAACAACAUACGACUGUUGCUGAUGAUGUUGCAUCGACUUUGGACAAUUACUUCCAACUAGUUCCUAACGAUAUAAAUAAAUAAUAAAUUUAUAAGUAUUUUCAAAUUGCCUGACAGCUGUAAAUAUAUAUUUUAAUUAAUAAUAAUGAUAAUUAUUAUUAUUAUUAUUAUUAUUAUUAUUAUUAUUAUUAUUAUUAUUAUUAUUAUUAUUAUCAUUAUUAUUAUUAUUUAGUAAUUAGUAGUGGGUAAACACGUGUACAGAUACAUAAAUUAUGAACAAAAUUAGCGUGUGGUAGGCUUUGUAUAUAAUGCAGAGUGAUAAGGUUUUUAUUAAUGUAAAUUAUAAAAAAAAAAAUUUUUUUAACAAUUUUAUGACUCAAUUUGUGUUUUAAAUUAUUUGAAAUUAAUCUUGUAUUAACAAAAAUUAAUUUUGUUUAAAAAUUGCCAAAGGUCUCGGCAUAUAUUCAUUAACAAUAAUUAUUAUUAUUGAUUUAUUUAAUUUAAUUUAAUAAAACUAUAAAUUUUAGUUUGAAUACUCCGGAAUUUUAAUUUUAUUUUAAUUGUGUGCUGAUAAUUUAAAUAAACAAAUAAAUUUUUUUUUUUUUUUACGAUUACAAGGACAAAACAAAUUAUAAAACAGAGUAUUUAUGUUUAUGUAUGCUUGAGUUUAAUGAGUCUGAUUAUAUUUUCGAGCAAAUGAUACAAAUAAAUAGAUAGAAUGUAUAAAUCUAUAUAAAUAUAUAAAUAAUGUUUUUAAGAGUGAUAUAUGGACCGUCAGAGCUUUAUGAUUUUUUUAUGUUCAUUUAAUAGUUGUAAAAUCUUCGUUGUGACGAUAAACGUAUUGUAAAAUUUGGCAUUCACGUGCCAAUAAGGCGUCUUCAAAUAUAAGUUUUGAAUAUUUUUUACAAUA
Molecule: messenger RNA, 4220 nt
Organism: Microplitis demolitor
Lineage: Eukaryota; Metazoa; Arthropoda; Insecta; Hymenoptera; Braconidae
Gene: yem
Product: ubinuclein-2
Exons: 10
Coding region: 220-3285 (1021 amino acids)
Cellular component (GO): nucleus
Source: RefSeq, a predicted model, not a curated record